UAUUUUGCGGGGUAACACCAGCAGCUCUGCAAAUACAGAGCUGGAGAUAAAGCGGUGGGCGUAAAAGUAAAAGCUGCGUACACAAUGGGGAAUACAACAUCCUGCUGCGUGUCGUCGAGCCCCAAACACCGGAGGAGCAACCACUCCAGGCUGGAGCCGUAUCGGCCGGAGCCGGAACUGAGUCGUGAGGACACGGGCUGCAACCUUCAGCACAUCAGCGACAGAGAAAACAUAGACGAUUUGCCCAUAGAGCACAAUCCUUCAGAUCAUCCUCGGGCCAGCACCAUCUUUCUCAGCAAGUCACAAACUGAUG
Austrofundulus limnaeus is the source of this 313-nucleotide messenger RNA. Its product is annotated as cyclin-Y. Lineage: Eukaryota; Metazoa; Chordata; Actinopteri; Cyprinodontiformes; Rivulidae. The record is from RefSeq and is a predicted model, not a curated record.